Messenger RNA from Drosophila innubila, 1070 nucleotides. RefSeq names its product uricase (gene Uro). Gene Ontology annotation, cellular component: peroxisome. Gene Ontology annotation, biological process: urate catabolic process; purine nucleobase catabolic process. The coding region runs from base 10 to 996 and encodes 328 amino acids. Lineage: Eukaryota; Metazoa; Arthropoda; Insecta; Diptera; Drosophilidae. The record is from RefSeq and is a predicted model, not a curated record. Gene Ontology annotation, molecular function: urate oxidase activity. The transcript is spliced from 2 exons.
UAAAUCAGCAUGUUUGCAACACCUCUUCGUCAGCCCAGCAGCAGGCAGUUGCCGUCAGCGACUAUGCCACACCUUUAUGAGAUUACCGAUAAGGGAUAUGGCAAGGAUGCAGUCAAGUUGAUGCACGUCAGUCGCAAAGGAGCCAUGCAUUCCAUUCAAGAAUGCGAGGUGGGCACACACCUCAAGCUCUACAGUAACAAGGACUUUCUUCAGGGUGACAAUUUAGAUAUUGUAGCUACCGAUUCCCAAAAGAAUACCGUCUAUCUUCUUGCAAAGAAGUAUGGCUUGGAGAGUCCUGAGAAGUUUGCAUUGAUCCUAGCGAGGCACUUUCUAAAUAAAUAUUCACAUGUGGAGGAGGCUCAUGUGCAUGUGGAAGCCUAUCCUUGGCAACGCAUUCGCCAGGAGAAUGCCAGCACCAAGGGAUCCAAUGACAAUCAUCAGUUGCAUAAUCACGCCUUUAUCUUUACACCCACUGCGACGCAUUUCUGCGAUGUGAUUGUGAGGCGUCACGAUCCCAAACAGACUGUUAUUAGUGGCAUUAAAGGACUUCGCGUGCUUAAGACUACCCAAUCAUCGUUUACGAAUUUUGUGGACGAUGAGUAUCGCACGCUGGCCGAUCAGCACGAUCGCAUCUUUAGCACGGUUGUGGAAUGCUCCUGGGAGUAUUCAUGUAUUGAGAAUCUCAACUUUAUCCAAGCCUGGGAGUCAGUGAAGGAUAUUGUGCUAGAAAAAUUUGCUGGAGAUCCGAAGGUUGGCAUCGCCUCACCCUCAGUGCAACACACACUAUAUCUCACCGAGAAGCAGGUUCUAGAUACUCUGCCACAGGUGGCUGUCGUCUCUAUGAGCUUGCCCAACAAACACUACUUCAAUUUCGAUACAAAACCGUUCCAGCAGCUAGUUCCUGGCGACAACAAUGAGGUUUUCAUACCCGUUGACAAACCACACGGCACGAUCUAUGCUCAACUGUCACGCAAGGAUCUUAAAAGUCAUCUGUAGAUAAAAAAUUAGAAAGCUGAUAUGUUUUUCGUUAUUUUAUGUUUGUAAAUUUAAAUAAAGUAUAAAUCCAAAAA